Plasmodium gallinaceum is the source of this 2520-nucleotide messenger RNA. RefSeq names its product conserved Plasmodium protein, unknown function. Gene Ontology annotation, cellular component: cytoplasm. The record is from RefSeq and is a predicted model, not a curated record. Lineage: Eukaryota; Apicomplexa; Aconoidasida; Haemosporida; Plasmodiidae. Gene Ontology annotation, molecular function: guanyl-nucleotide exchange factor activity. Bases 1 to 2520 code for a protein of 839 amino acids. The transcript is spliced from 2 exons.
AUGAUAUUAAAUGAGGAUAUAAAAAUACCUUUAAGUAAUGUAUAUUUAUAUAAAAAUGGAGAAUUAGAAUUAAUAAAAGAAUUAGAAAAUGUUUUUAUAAAAAGAGUAAAUACAUGCUGUAAUAGCAUAAAUAUAGUGUUAAAUUCUAAUGAUAAAAACAAAUAUAAUACCUUGAUUAAAUUAAAUGAAGCAAAUAAUUGCAGUAGUAGCUAUUUAAACAUUUCUUAUAAUGACACAUGUGAUUUUAAUUUUAUAACAUCUGAUUUGAAUUUAUAUUUAUUUUAUAAUAAUUAUAAAAGACAAAAAGAAUUUAAAAAUUUAAAUAAUGAAAAUUCAAAUAAGCAAUAUAAAGAAGAAUUUACUGCAAAUGGCAAAAAUAUAAAAAACCAACAUGAAGAGGGAUCUAAAAAAGAUAAAGGAAUAUUGCAGAGAAGAAAUAUAAAAAAUUUUCUUUUAAAUAAUGAAAAAGAUAAUGUAUGGAAUUAUAAAAUAGAAAAUAUUCAUGAAAAAGAAAAAAAAAUAUUACAUAUAAUUUUUGAAAAGAUAUUUUUUUGCUCUUCAGAAUUUUACGGAAUUAACGAAGAAAAAGAAGUAUACAAAUGGAAUAUUGAUAUAGAUAAUGAUAAAAUAAUUUAUAAUUAUCACUCAAAAUUUAUUAAUUAUAUAAAUUUUUCUGAAAAAGAAAAAAUUAUCGAUAUAUCUUGUGGAAAGAAUCAUGCUCUUUUUUUAUCAAAAAAAAAAAAUUGUUAUGCUUGCGGUAGUAACUAUAAUUACCAGGUGUGUGAAGAGAAAAAAAUUUUUUAUAAUAAACCAAAGUUAGUUGUACUUGAUAAAAAAAAAAAAAAAAAGGUAAAAUAUAUUUCAGCUGGUUAUUCUCAUAAUUUAAUUUGCACAUCAGAAAAUGAAAUAUAUGGAUGGGGAAAUAAUAUGCAUGGUCAAUUACUUUCUUCUAAUAAUAAUUUUGUAAAAGUUCCUUCGUUAAUUUUUAAUCAGAAUAUAUGGAAUAAUUUAAUGAAAAAAAAAUUUAAGUCAAAAAAUAAGAAAAAAGAAGAACUUAUAAUAAAUGGAAAUAAAAAGUUUCAUGAAGAAAUAAAAACUAAAGAAGUCUACGAGAUAUUAGAAAGUAGAGAAAAAUCAUUUAUGGAUGAAAAAGAUAACGAAAAGAUUGAUGAAAUUAAAAAUUUGAAUGAACAAUUUUUUAAUUUAAAUAAUAUUAAAUGUAAAAACAAAAUAGAAAUUAAAAAAAUUUGUUGCGGUUUCUCUUUUUCAUGCAUCCUUUUAAAAAACAAAAAUUGUUAUAUUAUAGGUAAAACAAGAUAUAAUUUGAAAGAAAAUUUUAAUUAUCCUGUUAAAAUUAAUAAAAAAAAAAAAAUAGAUAAUGUUUUUUGUAAUUUUUUUGAUAUUAUUCUUGUAGAUCAUCUUAAAAUACUAAAAACAUAUCCAGCGAUAAUUAAAUCAAAUUGUAAAAAUUCUAUUUUCCUUUUUUUCAAUUUUAAAAUAAAAAAUUGCCUAGAUUUUAAUAUAAAAUUAAUAGAAAAUAAUUUUAAAGAAAAUAAAAAAUAUAAAUAUUCUAAAAUAGAUAAGGAAUGUAAAAAUAAUGAAGAAUUAAUUAAUGCUAACACUUUGCAUCCUAUAGACAAAAAUGAAAAAGAAAAUUAUACUGAAGUUUUUUUUCAUUUUAAUUAUUGCAAUGACAAAAUUAUUUAUAAUCUUAGUUCUUCCAAUUUAUUUGAUUCUUUUUCUAAGAAUUUAUGUGAUAUAAAAUCCGAACAUUCGGUAUCAUGUAAAAUUAACAGAAAUAAAAUAAAUAAAAAAUUAUUCUUAAUUUUAUAUAAUUCUAUUUUUUACUUAAAUAGUAAUGAAAAUAUUAUUUUAUCAAAUUAUGAAGGAAAAAUAAAAAGUAUACUACCAAACAAUUUAGCAUUAAUAAAAAAUAUAAAAAUUAAAAUAAAAAUAAAUAAAGCACCAAUUUAUGUCAAAAAAGAUUAUAUAAAUGUUUUAUAUCAUUUUAAAGAUGACAAAAAUGAAUAUUAUAAAUUCAGUAGAGGGAGAAUGAAUAAAAAAAGAAAGUGCAUAUAUACAAAUACAUCUUUUAUAAAUAGUAAUAAUAGUCAAUCAUCAACAUUAAAACAAUUUAAUAGAUGUGAUAUAUAUUUUUCACUUGGUAAUAAUUUUUACUUAAAUUCUUUUCCUAUUACUAUUAUAAAACCUGAAAUAUUAAAUAUUAUUCCAAAUAACGUUGAUGUGCAUGAUAAUAAGAAUGUUAAUAUAAACAUGCUACAUCUUUCUAAUAAAUUUGAGUAUCUUCAUGUAAUUUUAUAUAACCAGCAUUUACAAUUUAUAUACAAAAAAGCUUACUAUAAUUCUAAGGAAAAUAAUUAUUAUUUUUCUAUACCAUUAAUUCCAGUUAUACUUUUUAAAAAAGUUCAAUCAGACUUCUUAAAAUUCAAUGUGUUUGCUUCAUAUAAUAACGUGGAAUAUAGCAAAAAUGAAAUAAUCUUAACAGUUUUCAAUGUAUAA